Messenger RNA from Sceloporus undulatus (fence lizard), 3120 nucleotides. RefSeq names its product guanylate cyclase 2G-like. The coding region runs from base 16 to 3120 and encodes 1034 amino acids. Gene Ontology annotation, cellular component: membrane. Gene Ontology annotation, molecular function: protein kinase activity; peptide receptor activity; guanylate cyclase activity. The record is from RefSeq and is a predicted model, not a curated record. Gene Ontology annotation, biological process: protein phosphorylation; receptor guanylyl cyclase signaling pathway; intracellular signal transduction. NCBI's taxonomy places the organism in Eukaryota, Metazoa, Chordata, Lepidosauria, Squamata, Phrynosomatidae. The transcript has 22 exons.
GCUUUUCAGAUUGCAAUGGACAAAGUCAAUGCAGACCCAUCAUACCUACAGAACUAUAGCCUGGAGUUUGUAUAUGCUGACUGUGGCUGUGAAGCUAAGACGUCCCUUGAUGCUUUCAUCACACAGUUUCAAAAGAAACACAUUUCUGCCUUGUUUGGACCUGUUUGCUCAGAGGCCACAGAGGUUACUGGUUUGCUAGCUUCUCAGUGGAAUAUUCCCAUUUUGGGUUUUGUUGGCCAUACUGCCAAACUGGAUGAUUCAGUGCUGUAUGACACUUACAUCAAUCUUGUCUCCCCCUUGCAAAUGAUAGGGAAAGUACUGCAGAAAACUCUUCAGUUUUUUGGAUGGAAGUAUGUGGGUCUUAUGGGAAGCUCAAGUGAUGUUUUCACUUGGGCUGAAAUGGAUGAAUUGUGGACAUCUGUUGAAAACCAACUCAAAACCAAUAUCACAGUCACUGCUAAGGUGAGAUACAAUACAAAAAAUCAGGGUCUCCACCAAGAGAAGCUCAGCUACAUAUCAUCUGUUGCAAGAAUUAUUGUUUUAAUCUGCAGUUCUUUGGAUGCAAGAUCCAUUUUGUUAGAAGCCAAAGAACUAGGUAUGACAAAUGGGGCAUAUGUGUUUUUUGUCCUGCAGCAAUUUGAGGACAAUUUCUUGAAAGAGACUUGGACAAAUGAGAACAGCUACAGCCUUGAUGCCUAUCAUUCUGUAUUUUUGAUAGCUCUCCAGUCUUACAGGCAAUAUAAGACCUAUUCUGAUUUUGUGAAGGAGGUCUAUGACAAACUGAAGGAGAAGCAGCCUUCUUAUAGUUUUAUUUCUUCACAAGAAGAGGUAAGUUCUUAUGCUGCCUACCUGCAUGAUGCAGUUUUGCUGUAUGCAUUAGCCAUAAAAGAAAUGUCAGAACAGAAUAAGGAUUUCAAUGAUGGAAGAGCACUUGUCAACACUUUGAAAGGCUACAAUAAAACUCCUGUGUAUGGCAUUACUGGUCCAGUGCACAUUGAUGAAUCAGGAGAGAGAAACAUGGAUUACUCUGUGUAUGAUCUCCAGGAAUCUGGCAAUUCAACCCGGUUCCUUCCUGUUCUUAACUUUGAUAGUUAUACAAAAACAAUCAGCCCAACCACAGAAAUUGACUACAUUAGUUGGUCAGAUGGAGAAAUACCUGAAGACAAACCACCAUGUGGGUUCCACAACGAACACUGCAAAAAUCCAGUUACCAAGGGCACAGCCCUUAUUGUUGUGAUAAUUCUCCUGAUAAUGACAGCAUCAGGAGCCAUUGGUAUCACAACAUUUAUGAAGAUCCACAAAGGCAGCCUUCAGAAGCAAAUCAAUGAUUUCUGGUGGAGAAUUAAUUAUGAAGAUAUCAUCAUUUUUAAUGACAAUAAGGAAAACUUUGAUUUAUCUCAGACAAGCACACCGGUGCCAAAAGAGACAGAAGACACUGGUUCCCAUUUCUUUCUUUCUAGCAAUAACUAUCCAGCAAUGAAGGCCAAACGAGUUAGAGAAGUAUUUUACACCACAGUAGGACUAUAUCAGGGAAUUCUUGUUGCUCUCAAAUUCACUGAUAAUCAGACAGAUAUCUGGAAGCUAUCAAUUCUUCAGGAGGUUCAGAUGAUGAGAGAACUGAGACACGAGAAUCUAGUAAUCUUCUAUGGGAUAUGUCCUGAAGCUCCAAAUAUCUGCAUUGUGAUGCAUUAUUACAAGAAAGGAAGCCUAAAGGAUGUUUUGAUGCAUUCUGAUAUUGAACUGGACUGGAUAUUCAAAAUCUCUUUUGCCUAUGAUAUUGUCAAUGGUAUGCUCUUCAUCCACAACAGCCCCCUAAAAUCUCAUGGAAACUUAAAGCCUACGAACUGCCUGGUAGACAGUCGCAUGCAGGUGAAACUGUGUGGAUUUGGGUUGUGGGAACUGAAAUAUGGCACAAAAUUCAGGAUAAUAACAGAGGAGGAGACCACAUAUGCUGAUCUCUUCUGGACAGCCCCUGAAUUGUUACGGAUGGGGGAGUAUCCAUUCCAUGGCACCCAGAAGGGUGAUGUAUACAGUUUUGCUAUUAUCAUGAGGGAACUGAUAUACAAUAAUGAAGAUGGUCCAUACCAAGACCUAAGCAAGAAUGCAGAAGAGAUAAUAAGAAGAAUCAAGGAAGUGGACUCUCCUGUUCCAUUUCGCCCCUCUAUUGUGGCAGAGAAAUGUAAUGAAAGCAUCAUUGCAAUUAUAGAGGCAUGUUGGGACGAACGUCCAGAGAGGAGGCCAACCUUUUCUGAUGUGAAGAGGACAUUGAGAGAAGCUAGUCCUGAAAGCCAUUUCAGUAUCUUGGACAACAUGGUGAAUAAACUUGAAAAAUAUGCAAAUCAUCUGGAGGAAGUGGUGGAAGCAAGAACAACUCAGUUAUUGGCAGAAAAGAAGAAGACUGAAACGCUUUUAUCAGCCAUGCUACCAGGCUUCAUAGGAGAACAACUUGUUGCUGGGAGAUCAGUAGAACCUGAAAGUUUUGACUCAGUCUCCAUUUUCUUCUCGGACAUUGUGGACUUCACUAGGCUGUGCUCACUCAGCUCUCCGCUGCAAGUUGUCAAUCUCCUCAAUGACCUAUAUAGCCUGUUUGAUAAUAUCAUUAAAAUAUAUGAUGUCUACAAGGUUGAAACUAUUGGCGAUGCUUAUAUGGUUGGUAGUGGCCUCCCCAUUCGCAAUGGAAUGAAGCAUGUUGAGGAAAUUGCUACUAUGUCUUUGCACUUUCUCAGUGCAAUUAUUUCCUUCAAGAUUAGGCACAUGCCAAAUGAGAAACUGAGGUUGCGCAUUGGUAUCCAUACAGGACCUGUUGUUGCAGGGGUGGUUGGGAUCACAAGACCACGCUAUUGUCUGUUUGGAGACACGGUGAAUACAGCUUCAAGGAUGGAAAGUACCAGUUUACCUCUCCAAAUCCAUGUCUCUAUGAUCACAGCAAGUGCUCUCCAGUCAAUUGGAGGUUAUGAUUUGCAAGAGAGAGGGACCAUAAAAAUUAAGGGGAAAGGACAGCAAAUAACAUUUUGGCUCAGAGGAAAAACUGGCUUUAACAUGCCUUUGCCAGAGUUCAGUGAUGAUGUGGAAACUCACCCGAAGAGAUAUGUGGAAGUAGGACAAAAGUCACAGCUUUAA